AUGGCAGAUCUACGGCUGCAACAACCAUUUACUAAAAUCAUUGCCAAGAAUGGAAACUCCAUCAGAUUCAUCACAUUCAACGUUAACGGUAUCAAGACAGUAUUCAACUACCAUCCAUGGAACAAAAUCAACAAUGAUUUCAACACAAUGUUUGAUUUACUCGAAGCUGACAUUAUUACCCUACAAGAAUUGAAACUAACUGAACAAUCACUAACCACUUUGAAAAACAUUGGUCAUUUGCAAAGUUACAAAUCAUUCAUAAGUCUACCGACAAGGAAAAAAGGGUAUAGUGGCGUAGGUCUUUUUGUUAGAAUUCCUCAAACACCAUUACAAAAGCGAUACCUUACUGUGACCAAAGCCGAAGAAGGUCUUACUGGUUGGCUUUGUGAUAAGACCGGGAACCCAUAUCGAUCACAAGAUGACAAUAUUGGUGGAUACACCGAUAUCAAUGAGCAACAAGGGCUUCAUAUAGAUAGUGAAGGAAGAUGCGUUGUUGUUGAAUUGGCGAGUAAUUGUGUUGUGUUUGCAUUGUACUGUCCAGCAAAUUCACUGGGUACAGAUGAAGGUGAAGAAUUUCGAUUACAAUUUUUGCAACAAUUGAUGAAACGUUGCCAUAAUUUGAAAUUCAACGAGGGGAAAGAUGUCAUUAUAAUGGGCGAUAUUAAUGUAUGUCUUGAUUUGAUUGAUAGUGCUGAAGGAAUUAAUGAACGAAUAAUGGCAAAACAGAUCACCGAUGUAUCAGAUGGAAACCAGUUUGAAGUUGCAAAUUAUGACGAAUGUUGUAAAUUUAAACAAUCAAAACGUGCUCGUGAAUUAAUGAAUGAGUACGUUAUACGAUCCAUGAUUCAAGAAUGUACAUCCCAGACAUUGACAAACCAGUUUCUUUAUGACACUACCCGGUAUAUUCAAGGACGAAGAAGGAAAAUGUACACAGUCUGGAACACAUUGACUAAUUCACGGCAAGUCAACUAUGGAUCAAGAAUAGAUUUAAUCUUGUGUAGCUCACCAGAAAUGGUUAAGCAAGUUUCAAAUGCUGAUAUUUGGCCGUUUAUACUCGGUAGUGAUCAUUGCCCCGUGUUUACUGAUUUUGAUAUUCCAUGGCGACAAGAUUCAUCAUCACUAAUAGCUGACUCAGUAGUUGACAACUGCUAUAAGCUUCAAUUUGAAGCUAAAACUCAUUUCAAGUUGAACAAAAUGAGAGAUAUUUCAACAUUAUUUGGUAAUGCGAAAAAGAGAUCUAUUCAACAGUCAGAUACAGAGACUUCCUCUAGUGUUGAGCCAACACCUCUGAGUAGUAGUAAACUGGCAACGCCAGACUCAUCACAAUUGAAGAAUGAUCUUUACCCACAUUCCACCACUUCAAAAAGACCAAAGUUGGUAUACACCAGUAGGAAAAUAGUUAAAAAGGACGCCAAACCAAAAGCAAUAAAUGAUUAUUUUUCAUAG
Messenger RNA from Lodderomyces parapsilosis, 1446 nucleotides. RefSeq names its product DNA-(apurinic or apyrimidinic site) lyase (gene APN2). Lineage: Eukaryota; Fungi; Ascomycota; Pichiomycetes; Serinales; Debaryomycetaceae. Gene Ontology annotation, cellular component: nucleus. The record is from RefSeq and is a predicted model, not a curated record. The transcript has a single exon. Gene Ontology annotation, biological process: base-excision repair. Bases 1 to 1446 code for a protein of 481 amino acids. Gene Ontology annotation, molecular function: endonuclease activity; phosphoric diester hydrolase activity; double-stranded DNA 3'-5' DNA exonuclease activity.